AUGUCAUUAAAACGAUUUAUAUCUCGUCGUGGCAAGCCAACUGAAAUAUUUAGUGAUAAUGGUACUAAUUUUGUAGCUGCCGCGAAAGAAAUAGGCUCGUUCAUCAAACAGAAAAAUGAACCUUUAGUUGACUUUGCAAGUCAGCAAUCUAUAAAUUUUAAAUUCAUUCCGGCUUACACUCCUCAUUUUGGUGGCAUAUGGGAAGCCGGGGUUAAGUCGGCAAAACAUUUGUUACGACGAGUUUUAGGCGAAUGUCACUUGACGUUCGAGGAACUGUCUACUUUAUUCGCACAAGUGGAGGCGAUUCUCAAUAGCCGUCCCUUGUGUCCCCUCUCAUCCAGUCCCAACGACCUCCUUUCCCUCUCCCCAGGACAUUUCAUCAUUGGCCGACCGCUGAUCGCUCUGCCAACACCAAACCUGGAAGACGUGAAGGAAGGCCAAUUGCGACGCUAUAUGCGCCUUGAGAAGCUGAGGCAACAUUUCUGGAGAAGGUGGCAGAAGGAAUACCUCUCUGAAUUACAACAAAGGACAAAAUGGCGGACAAACACGUCAAAGCUGGACGUGGGAGAUAUGGUGCUGCUAGCGGAUGACAACGCGCCCCCUCUCACUUGGAAACUCGGCCGCGUACUUCGUCUCAUACCCGGACCUGACGGGAUAUCCAGAGUGGCAGACGUCCUCACCACCAAGGGCUGCGUGCGACGCGCCUUUGUGCGCCUCUGCAAACUUCCCUCAGCUGAAGAUUUAAACGGUUGAAACUACCUUUCAACGGCCGGGAAUAUGUUCAGGCGUAAACGCCUGUUCUAAAUGAAUAGCAAAAAGUUGUGAAACAUGUAACUAUUGCAAAUUGCAUAGGCGUUUCGGCGCGUAUUAGUAAUAUUCAAUGUCAUCGUUCACUUGCCUGACAACCAUUGUCCGUGUAACUUCUAAUUAUUAUAUUAAACCUAAUUUCGCUAA
Molecule: messenger RNA, 954 nt
Organism: Trichoplusia ni (cabbage looper)
Lineage: Eukaryota; Metazoa; Arthropoda; Insecta; Lepidoptera; Noctuidae
Exons: 1
Coding region: 1-753 (250 amino acids)
Biological process (GO): DNA integration
Molecular function (GO): nucleic acid binding
Source: RefSeq, a predicted model, not a curated record